Molecule: messenger RNA, 5046 nt
Organism: Solanum verrucosum
Lineage: Eukaryota; Viridiplantae; Streptophyta; Magnoliopsida; Solanales; Solanaceae
Biological process (GO): DNA integration
Molecular function (GO): nucleic acid binding; zinc ion binding
Source: RefSeq, a predicted model, not a curated record
CCCGGAUCAGCAUCCUGCACGUCGUUGAUCCAGCUGAGCACUCCAGAGUCAGUGGUGAUCUUCUUUUGUUUUAUUAGGAUGUUGUGGGGUCUGUCCCAACAUCCAUCUCAGUAUUUUAGAGGCUUCAUAGACAGACAAGUUGGUAGAGGGCGUCUUCCUAGACGCUAUGUUGAUGAGCAAGAGUUACCUGAUGCACCGGGAGUGCAAGAUCAAGGGGAAGUUUCUAAUGCCGAGUUCAGAGAGGCAAUUAGAAUUCUGAGUCAAGCUGUAACUAAUCAGAUUGGUCAGCAGAGAGGAGCACGACAUGAAGGAGCUGACACUUCAAGGAUUCGUGAGUUCUUGGGGAUGAAUCCUCCGAGUUUCAUGGGUUCGAGCACUACUGAGGAUCCAGAGGAUUUCAUUGAGGAGCUGAAGAGGAUUUUUGAUGUAAUGCAUGUGGCAGAUAUUGAGCGGUGGAAAGGGGGCAUAGCUGAGAAUGCACCACCUGCAAGUUGGGCCGGUUUUGAGGAAACUUUCUUGGGUUUGAAGUUCACACAAUUAUCCCGCUAUGCUCCGGAGAUGGUUGCGGACAUGAGGAAUAGAAUGAGCUUGUUUGUUGCUGGGUUAUCUCGGUUGUCGAGCAAGAAAGGUAGGGCGGCAAUGCUUAUCGGGGACAUGGACAUAUCAAGGUUGAUGGUUUAUGUGCAGCAAGUUGAGGAAGAGAAGCUGAGGGACAGAGAAGAGUUCAGAAAUAAGAGAGCUAAGAUCGGGAAUGAGUCCGGGCAGCAGAGAGGUAAUUCAAAUCGUUCCUCCUUUCAGCAAAGGCAAAAGGGACCUGCUCCAUCAUUUGCUAGAGCACCUGCACCCAGAUACAGAGGUGAAUUUAAUGUUCAGAAUUCGAAGGACUUCAGGGCUAGACCAGCACAAUCUUCGGGUAGUGUGGCGCAAGGGAGUAGUAAGCCUCCUGUCUGCGCCAAAUGUGGUAGGAACCACUCAGGUAUUUGUCGAGAGGGCUCCAAUGGUUGUUUCAGGCGUGGUCAGAAUGGACAUUUCAUGCGAGAGUGUCCAAAGAAUAGGCAGGGCAAUGGAGGCAGUAAAGCACAGUCUUCUUCAGUUGUUCCACCAGACAGGACGGCACCUAGAGAAGCUACUUCUAGUGUAGGUGGAGGAGCAAACCGCCUUUAUGCUAUCACCAGUCGCCAUGAGCAAGAGAAUUCUCCGAAUGUUGUCACUGGUAUGAUCAAAGUCUUUGCUUUUGAUGUGUAUGCUUUGCUAGACCCAGGAGCGAGUUUAUCUUUUGUAACUCCUUAUGUUGCAAAUCAGUUUGAGGUUCUUCCUGAAAGACUUUGUGAACCCUUUUGUGUUUCUACGCCUAUUGGGGAGUCUAUUCUAGCUGAAAGAGUUUAUCGUGAUUGUCCUGUUUCUAUCAAUCACAAGAGUACCAAGGCUGACUUGGUUGAGUUAGACAUGGUAGAUUUUGAUGUCAUUCUAGGUAUGGAUUGGCUUCGCUGUAAUGCAUCAUUAGACUGUAGAACUCGAGCAGUCAAGUUUCAGUUUCCGAAUGAGCCAGUCAUAGAGUGGAGUAGCAGUUCAUCAGUGCCUAAGGGUCGUUUCAUUUCGUACCUUAAGGCAAGAAAGCUAGUUUCGAAGGGUUGUAUCUGUCACUUAGUCCGAGUUCAUGACUCUAGUGUUGAGAUACCUCAUUUCCAGUCAGUUCCUAUAGUAAGAGAAUUUCCAGAAGUUUUUCCUGAUGAUCUACCCGGAAUUCCUCCUGAGAGAGAAAUAGAUUUCGGCAUAGAUCUUAUUCCAGAUACUCGUCCUAUCUCGAUUCCGCCUUAUAGAAUGGCACCAGCAGAGUUGAAGGAGUUGAAAGAGCAGUUGAAAGAUCUCCUAGAUAAGGACUACCGCCAGUUGAAUAAGGUUACCAUCAAGAACAAGUACCCUCUUCCGAGGAUUGAUGACCUUUUUGAUCAGCUUCAGGGUGCCACUUGUUUUUCAAAGAUUGACCUCCGAUCAGGCUAUCAUCAGUUAAGGGUAAGGGAAUGUGAUAUACCAAGAACAGCUUUCAGAACCAGGUAUGGUCAUUAUGAGUUUUUGGUCAUGUCCUUUGGUUUGACUAAUGCACCGGCAACUUUCAUGGAUUUGAUUAAUAGAGUCUUCAAACCUUAUUUAGAUAUGUUUGUUAUUGUCUUUAUUGAUGACAUACUAAUCUACUCAAAGAGUGAAGAAGAUCAUGCUAGUCAUCUCAGAACAGUUCUUCAGACUUUGAAGGACAAGGAGUUGUAUGCCAAGUUCUCUAAGUGUGAGUUUUGGCUUAAGUCUGUGGCGUUCCUAGGCCACAUUGUGUCCGGUGAUGGAAUUAAAGUUGAUACUCGGAAAAUUGAGGCAGUGCAGAAUUGGCCUAGACCCACAUCUCCAACUGAAAUUAGGAGUUUCUUGGGUUUGGCUGGCUAUUAUAGAAGGUUUGUUGAAGGGUUCUCGACUAUCGCAUCUCCUUUGACCAAGUUGACUCAGAACACAGUGAAAUUUCAAUGGUCUGAAGCUUGUGAGAAAAGUUUUCAGGAAUUGAAAAAGAGAUUGAUUACGGCUCCAGUUUUGACACUACCAGAAGGUACUCAAGGUUUUGUGGUGUAUUGUGAUGCAUCUAGAGUUGGUUUGGGUUGUGUUCAUGAGAGGAACUACCCAACCCAUGACUUAGAGCUAGCUGCUGUAGUAUUUGCUUUGAAGUUAUGGCGUCAUUACUUGUAUGGUGUGCAUGUCGACAUAUUCACUGAUCACAAGAGCCUUCAAUAUGUGCUUACUCAGAAAGAACUUAAUCUCAGACAGAGGAGGUGGUUAGAGUUACUCAAGGAUUAUGACCUGAGUAUUCUUUACCACCCAAGUAAGGCUAAUGUUGUUGCUGAUUCUUUGAGCAGGUUGUCUAUGGGUAGCACCGCCCAUAUUGAAGGGGGGAGAGAGUUAGCAAAAGAUAUGCACAGACUGGCAUGCCUGGGAGUCAGAUUUACAGAUUCCGGAGAAGGAGGAAUAGCGGUGACGAGCAGGGCCGAGUCAUCAUUAAUGUCAGAAGCAAAUGUUCAGAAGCAAAGAGUAUUAGCUUUUGAACAAGGGGGAGAUGGUGUAUUGAGAUAUCAAGGUAAAUUGUGUGUACCUAUGGUAGAUGGACUCCAAGAGAAGAUUAUGGAGGAAGCUCAUAGCUCCAGAUAUUCCGUUCAUCCAGGUUCCACCAAGAUGUAUCGUGAUUUGCGUGAAAUUUAUUGGUGGAAUGGCAUGAAGAAGAGCAUUGCUGAGUUUGUUGCUAAGUGUCCAAAUUGCCAACAAGUUAAAGUUGAACACCAAAGGCCCGGUGGUUUAGCUCAGAGGAUAGAACUUCCAGAGUGGAAGUGGGAGAUGAUCAAUAUGGAUUUCAUCAUAGGGUUACCAAGGUCUCGCAGACAACAUGAUUCUAUUUGGGUGAUUGUCGACAGACUGACAAAGUCAGCUCAUUUUCUACCGGUAAAGACUACCAAUACAGCAGAUUAUGCCAAGUUGUAUGUUCAAGAGAUAGUGAGACUUCAUGGAGUCCCAAUCUCCAUUAUUUCAGAUAGAGGUGCACAGUUUACUGCACAGUUCUGGAAAUCUUUUCAGAAAGGCUUGGGUUCGAAAGUGAACUUAAGUACUGCCUUUCAUCCUCAGACUGAUGGGCAAGCAGAACGCACUAUUCAGAUUUUAGAGGAUAUGUUGAGAGCUUGUGUAAUCGAUUUCAAAGGGAGUUGGGAUGAUCACCUACCUCUCAUUGAGUUUGCCUACAACAACAGUUAUCACUCUAGCAUCCAGAUGGCUCCAUAUGAAGCUCUUUAUGGGAGAAGAUGUAGAUCUCCUAUUGGAUGGUUUGAAGUUGGUGAAACACAGUUGAUAGGACCAGAUUUAGUUCACCAAGCUAUGGAGAAAGUGAAAGUGAUUCAAGAGAGGUUGAAAAUGGCACAGAGUCGUCAGAAAUCCUACACCGAUGUUAGGAGAAGGGCGUUAGAAUUCGAAAUAGACGAUUGGGUAUAUGUGAAGGUUUCACCCAUGAAAGGUGUUAUGAGGUUUGGUAAGAAAGGGAAACUUAGUCCCCGGUAUAUUGGACCUUACCGCAUAGCCAAGAGGAUUGGCAAUGUUGCUUAUGAGUUGGAGUUACCACAGGAUCUAGCAGCGGUUCAUCCGGUUCCAGUUCAAAUCUUGGAUCGUCAAGUUCGUAGGUUGAGAACGAAAGAUAUAGCCUCAGUUAAGGUCCUAUGGAGGAACCAAGUUGUUGAGGAAGUAACAUGGGAAGCCGAAGAAGACAUGAAGAAGAGAUAUCCAUAUCUCUUUGAAUCCGAAGAAAAUAAGAGGAGAAAGAGGAGAUCGACGAGAUCAUUGUGGAUUUUCGUCGGGGGUGAUUUACGGGAUUCUGUUUCGAAGCAUUCUCACAUGGCGAUUGAGGAGGAACUAGGAGGAUCGGAGGUCAGGCUUCAAGGAGAAGAUGUACCAGGAGCACUGUCCAUAGGAAUCCAAUUAACAGGAAUGGAGAACUAUACUCUAUGGAGUCAAGCUAUAGAGAUCGCUUUACUAGGAAGGAAUACGAUAGGAUUCAUUGACGGAUUUGUUCUGCGAAUGGAUUUUGAAAGAAAUUCGAGGAAGAUUUGGGAUCGAUGUAACACAAUUGUCAUCUCUUGGCUCACAUGCAAUGUCAGCAAGAAAUUAUUUUCUGGAAUCUUGUAUUCAACUAGUGCUCAUCAGGUAUGGCUCGAUCUUAAGAAAAGUUUUGAUAAGAUAAAUGGAUCUCGACUUUACCAAUUGCACAUGAACAUAUUCACUCUUACCCAGGGAGUUUCGACUGUCUCUGCUUAUUUUGCAAAAUUGAAGAAUUUGUGGGAUGAAUAUGGUUCAAUUCUUCCCACACCUAGCUGUGAUUGUUCUAAGGCUAAGGAGUUUGUGGAACAGAUGUACUAUCAAAGGUUAUUGCAGUUUCUCAUGGGCUUAAAUGAUAGUUAUUCACAGGCUAGGGGGAAAAUUCUUAUGAUGCAUAAUUUGCCAAAUGUAAACCAAGCAUAUGCCUUAGUGAUUUAG